Molecule: messenger RNA, 1434 nt
Organism: Metschnikowia bicuspidata var. bicuspidata NRRL YB-4993
Lineage: Eukaryota; Fungi; Ascomycota; Pichiomycetes; Serinales; Metschnikowiaceae
Exons: 1
Coding region: 1-1434 (477 amino acids)
Biological process (GO): proteasome-mediated ubiquitin-dependent protein catabolic process
Cellular component (GO): nucleus
Molecular function (GO): ubiquitin binding
Source: RefSeq, a predicted model, not a curated record
AUGGAUGACAGUAUUGACACUUUCCUCGCAUUCACAGCCACAGAUGACCCUGCCUUAGCCAAACAAUUUUUGGAUGUGAGUGGUGGCAACCUUGAAUAUGCCGUGCAGUUGUAUAUGGAGUCCGGGUCCAAUCAAGCGGCGCCCCUGGCUUCGAGAAAUGACGAGGAACUUGCACAAAGAUUGCAACUGGAAGCAUACGAAGAUAACGGAGUACGAGAGGCCGAUGCAAACGUCCACCGUCAUGAAACAUUGCUAGAUUCUUUCCCGGCUUACGACUCCGGGGUAGAUCACGCGAGAGCCAUCUUUGGAGCCGGCAGGGUGGGCAUAUUCAACCAAAGGUUCGAUGAAGAUGGUGAUUAUGGAGACCAAUUUGAUGAAAAUUUGGAUAUGAAUGACAGCGAGAGCGAAGAUCAAAUCGUUGAAUUGCACCUGGAUGAAGAAGAAGAAAACAUAAUCGAGGUGGAUCUGGACGAGGAGCCCAUAUCCCAACCAAAUCGCCGACUUCGUACACAAAGAGAAAGAUUGAACGAACUAACAUCCACACAGAGGAGAUUGGCAGAACUCUUCAAACCACCAUUCGAUCUCAUCUUAAGAACGAGUCUCGACGGAGCAAGAAAAGAGGGCAGAGAACAGAAGAAGUGGAUUCUCGUCAACAUCCAGGACCCAACCGAGUUUCAAUGUCAAGUUCUCAACAGAGACUUCUGGUCUGACCCUUCCAUCAAGGAAAUCGUUCGCAGCGAAUUCAUAUUUUUACAGUACCAAAACGAUUCGCCCCAUGGUCAAAGCUACCUUAAUUUCUACUCGGUUGAUUCCUGUCCUCAUAUUUCAAUCUUGGACCCAAUGACUGGAGAGCGGGUAUUCAAGUGGUCUGAUGGUGUUGUUCCAAAUGUCGAAGAAUGGGUGUCUGAUGUUGAGCUUUUCUUGGAGAAGUUCUCCCUCUUGCCGGGCUCUAGUAAUCCAGUGGUGAAGCAUGAUGUUAAGAUUGACCCAGAUGCCAUGACUGAAGAGCAACAGAUUGAGUACGCCAUGAAGCAAUCUAUGGGUGGCAGUGCGGGUACAAUUGAGAAAGCAAGCUCAAAUUCUGGAUCAGACAACGAAAUGCCACUCUCAGUGGAAGAGUCACUAGAUCCUUUUGAAGCCAUUGAGCCGAAGAAACAUGCGGAACCUGGUUCUAGUCCACUGACAAGAGUUCAAAUAAGAUUCCCAAACGGAAAACGCCUUAUUCAUAAAUUUGACCCGGAGAAAGAUACAGUACUCACCCUUUAUCAAUGGCUUAAAUAUGUUCUCUCCGAGACCGAGGAGUCAGAAUUUGGAAUUGGAAACGAGGGAUUUACCAUUUCGUGCGCAGGAAAACCAAAGCUCCUUGAUUGUAUCAGCCAAACCAUCAAAGAGGCUGGGUUGGCAAAUGCCAGCAUUUUACUUGAGAAGAUCUGA